GCAGGGCCGCCAUCUUCUCAACAGCUCUGCCGCCGCUGCCGCACCACCUUCACGUCCGAUUCAGUCCGGCCAAACUCUGACAACCGUACUCCUCCGCCGUGGGCGGGGCCCACUCGACCUCCUCUCACUUCCUCAAGCUCGACGAACCUUGUUUCUGUACUUCCUCAAGCUUUGCUUUUGGUCGUCGGCUCGUCGAUGGAGAUUAAGUCGCUGAGUUUUCCGGCAGAUAGCCCACCUCUCUCUGUCAUCACCGCGGCCAAGAUUGCCGCCCUCCCUUUCACCGCCGACCCCUCCGCCGCCCCCGAAUCACCUCCAUCUUUUCUCUUCUCUAAUGGGUUGAAAUUGGAUGGUACUUAUGUACUUCUUCGAUACAUUGGUGGGAUUGCAAGCAUUCCUGAUUUCUAUGGGAAGAAUGCAUAUGAUGCUGCCCAGAUUGAUGAGUGGCUGGAGUAUGCUCCUAUCUUUUCUUCGGGUUCUGCAUUUGAGAAUGCGUGCAAAUAUGUGGAUGAUUAUUUACGAGGCCGCACUUUUUUGGUCGCUCAUUGUUUGACGAUUGCGGAUAUAGCAACCUGGUCGCUUCUUGCAGGAACUGGGCAAAGAUGGGAAAGUUUGAGGAAGUCAAAGAAGUAUCAAAAUCUUGUCCGAUGGUUCAAUUCAAUACUAACAGAACACAAUAAUGUUCUAAGUGACGUCACAGCAACAUAUGUUGGCAAAAGAGGCACGGGAAAGCCAGUAGCUGCUAAAUCAAAAGAGAAUCAAGGUGUCAGUCAAUCAGCAAAGUCUGUAAAUGGAGAUGCAUCUGGUAAAGCAGUGAGCAAAUCUUCUUCAUUUGAGGUAGAUCUUCCAGAUGCCGAGCCUGGAAAUGUGAAGUUACGGUUUGCUCCUGAACCCAGCGGCUACCUUCACAUUGGACACUCAAAAGCAGCAUUGUUGAACAAGUAUUUUGCUGAGCGUUAUGGAGGAACAUUUAUCGUGCGGUUUGAUGACACAAAUCCCGCGAAAGAAAGCAAUGAAUUCGUGGAUAAUCUUCUUAUUGAUAUUGAUACUUUGGGCAUCAAAUAUGAAACUGUUACAUACACUUCAGAUUACUUCCCUCAAUUGAUGGAAAUGGCUGAAAGUUUGAUUCUCCAGGGCAAAGCAUAUGUUGACGAUACCCCGCGUGAGGAAAUGCAGAAACAAAGGAUGGAUGGAAUCGAAUCUAAAUGUAGAAAUAACAGUGUGGAGGAAAAUUUAAAAUUAUGGAAGGAAAUGAUCACAGGGUCUGAAAGUGGUUUGCGGUGCUGUUUGCGGGGGAAGCUGGAUAUGCAGGACCCGAACAAAUCACUCCGAGAUCCAGUGUAUUACCGUUGCAACCCAAUUCCACAUCAUAGGAUUGGAUCCAAGUACAAGAUAUACCCUACUUAUGAUUUUGCCUGUCCUUUUGUUGAUUCCAUAGAGGGUAUAACGCAUGCUCUACGAUCCAGUGAGUACCAUGAUCGCAAUGCACAGUACUAUCGAAUUCAAGAGGAUAUGGGUCUGAGAAAGGUUCAUAUUUAUGAAUUCAGCCGAUUGAAUAUGGUUUAUACUCUUCUGAGCAAGCGUAAGCUUCUAUGGUUUGUCCAAAAUGGAAAGGUUGAUGGAUGGGAUGACCCGCGAUUUCCAACUGUCCAAGGAAUUGUGCGUAGGGGUCUGAAGAUUGAAGCACUGAUACAGUUUAUUCUUGAGCAGGGAGCUUCAAAAAAUCUCAAUCUCAUGGAGUGGGACAAACUUUGGACUAUCAACAAGAAGAUCAUCGACCCUGUAUGUCCUAGGCAUACUGCUGUUGUUGAAGACCGGCGUGUGUUGUUGACCCUCACUAAUGGCCCCGAGCAACCAUUUGUACGCGCCAUACCUAGGCACAAGAAAUAUGAAGGUGCUGGAGAGAAGGCUACAACAUUUACGAAUCGGAUUUGGCUUGACCAAGCCGAUGCUGAGGUACUGACGGUAGAUGAGGAGGUUACAUUGAUGGACUGGGGUAAUACCAUUAUAAAGGUAAUUGAAAAGGAUCAAGGAGGAAAAGUGACGCAGUUGACGGGCGUGUUGCAUCUCGAGGGAUCUGUGAAGACUACAAAGUGGAAGCUUACCUGGCUACCUGAAAUAAACGAACUCGUUAACCUCACGCUGAUGGAGUUUGAUUAUCUGAUUACGAAGAAGAAGCUUGAAGAAGGGGAAGAUUUCCUCGACGUGCUUAAUCCAUGCACGAAAAAGGAGACAGCAGCCAUUGGAGAUGCCAACAUGAGGAAACUCAAGCGCGGGGAGAUACUGCAGCUUGAGAGGAAAGGGUACUUCCGAUGUGAUGUACCCUACCUCAGGCCUUCAAAGCCUAUCGUUCUGUUUGCGAUUCCAGAUGGCCGACAGCAAACCAGUUUGAAGUAAAAAAAAAAAAAAACCCAUUUCCAUUCUACUCACUUUAAAGAACUUCAUUUUCAAGUAUACUACUGAUUAACGUUGUUGUUUAAAACCUUCUACUUAAAUAACAGAUUUCUGAAUUAUAAACUUUUGUAUCAGUAGCUUUUGAGCUUUCGUUGCACUUUUUUUUUUUCCCCCUCCUCUAUUCAUCUGUUCUAGUUUGUUGUU
Messenger RNA from Morus notabilis, 2595 nucleotides. RefSeq names its product glutamate--tRNA ligase, cytoplasmic. Gene Ontology annotation, cellular component: cytoplasm; cytosol; methionyl glutamyl tRNA synthetase complex. The record is from RefSeq and is a predicted model, not a curated record. Gene Ontology annotation, molecular function: ATP binding; glutamate-tRNA ligase activity. NCBI's taxonomy places the organism in Eukaryota, Viridiplantae, Streptophyta, Magnoliopsida, Rosales, Moraceae. The transcript has 6 exons. Gene Ontology annotation, biological process: glutamyl-tRNA aminoacylation; translation. Bases 196 to 2394 code for a protein of 732 amino acids.